Lolium rigidum is the source of this 984-nucleotide messenger RNA. RefSeq names its product epoxide hydrolase A-like. NCBI's taxonomy places the organism in Eukaryota, Viridiplantae, Streptophyta, Magnoliopsida, Poales, Poaceae. The record is from RefSeq and is a predicted model, not a curated record. The coding region runs from base 1 to 984 and encodes 327 amino acids. The transcript has 2 exons. Gene Ontology annotation, molecular function: hydrolase activity.
AUGGAGAUGGCAGCGGCAAUGCCAUUGGACGGUGUGACGCACCGGACGUUGGAAGUGAACGGCAUCAAGAUCCACGUCGCCGAGGCUGGGGAUAGUUCUGGCUGCACCGUCCUCUUCCUGCACGGUUUCAUGGAGCUCUGGUGCUCAUGGCAGCACCAGCUCAUGGCCCUCCCUCGUCGUGGCUACCGCUGCCUGGCCCCCGACCUCCGCGGGCACGGUGACUCCUCUGCCCCGGCGUCCCCGUCUGCCUACACCAUCUUCCACCUGGUCGGCGACAUGGUCGGCCUCCUCGACGCCCUCGCUCUCCCGCAGGUGUUUGUGGUGGGGCAAGGCUGGGGCGCCCUGCUGGCGUGGCACCUCUGCCAGUUCCGGCCGGAACGGGUGCGCGCGCUGGUGAACAUGAACAUUGCCUUCAUGCCGCGCAACCCCGCUGUGAGGCCGCUGGAUGGGUUCCGGCGGAUUUACGGCGACGGUUACUACAUCCUCCGUAUGCAGGAGCCAGGGAUCAUGGAGGCCGAGUUCGCCGGUAUGGACACAAAAUUCAUCUUGAAGAGGGUCCUAACAACCCGCGACACCGGCGGGGCGGCGCUGUCAAAAGAAUGGUGGGGCUCGACCUCGACGGAGGAGGACAUUAAGCUGCCUCCAUGGCUUACCGAGGAGUACAUCUGCUACGUGGCUGCCAAGUUCGACCAGACCGGGUUCGCCGAAGCCAUGAACUUGUACCGUUGUCUUGAUCUGAAUUGGGAGCUGACGGCGCCGUGGACCACGGCCAAGGUGAUGGUGCCGACAAAGUUCAUUGCAGGUGAGACGGCAAUGAGUCACAAAGACCCGAUGGCACAGGACUACAUACUCAAGGGCGGGCUCAAGGGAGACGUGCCGGGCCUGGAGGAGGUAGUGGUCAUCCCUGGUGGCGGGCACUACCUCCAUCUCGAGAUGGCAGAGGAGGUCACCAAGCAUAUCUACGACUUCAUAAAAAAGUUCUGA